AUGGAACGUUGGUCAGAUCCCGCCCACUUCAGGGUGGGCGUCAAUUUGUGCGCAGUAAAGGAUGGCGUAUCCACUUCAAAGAUGAUGACGACAUUGAAUGAGCUCAUGGCGCGUUCAUUGAAUCUGAUGAGGCUGUCUUUGGUGGCUGCACCUGCACUGGUUCAAUGCUUCUACAUUCAUAGCGUUGGCUUGAUGAGCUGGUUGUGUCGGCUGUUGCUGGUCUACAUGUUGAUGGGCUCAAUUUGCUUCAUCGCCAUGCCAGAGCAGCUCUACAAUGGGAUGGGCAUGGGCAUGUUUCGCUGGGCAUUUGAAAUCUUCUACCCUGAGAUUGCUCGGUCCAAUGGCAGCCUACAAGAGUCCGCUGAGAAGGACGUGGUGUGCGUGGGAAAAUGCCGGAUCAAUCGCCUGGGUGCCAAGCGCGCGAAGCUCAGGUGGCAUGGUUGCGACCGGUACUUGUGCCUCACCCACGACGGCUGGGCUGUGACAGGGGAUGAGAAGCAUGCCGCUGUCGUCGAGUUGCACCAGGUCUACUGGCGAGACAUGUUGGUUCCAGAUACGUAUACCUUCCGAGUCAUAGAUGCCACCUCUGACUUUCAUCAGCACUGGCUGUCCUUCAAGCCUGUGAACCACCUUCGCUAUGGCGGUUGGCUGGCAGCCUAUGAGGAUGAAAAGAGGGCUUGUCCCUACAAGGUGGUUGUGGACACCUCUUGCCCUCCAGACGCAUGCAAACUCCUUUGUGCUUGGACCAACAUGCUACCACCUUCGCAGAGGUCAUGUACUGGUUUCUAUGUCACUGAGCAGAUUUGUGGCAAGCAGUUGUUCGUGGGCCAUGGUGCUGACAGAGACUCGGCUAUUCUGGACUUGGUCUUUCUUUGA
This is a messenger RNA of Durusdinium trenchii, 876 nucleotides long. The record is from the annotation of a GenBank genome assembly. NCBI's taxonomy places the organism in Eukaryota, Dinophyceae, Suessiales, Symbiodiniaceae.